AUGAUGAGAGAGGACAAGGACAGGAGGAGGAGAGGUUGUUGUAAAACUUUGAAGGAUAGAGUGCCACCAGCACAACCAGCAACUCAAUCUUUACAUGUAUUAUUAGUACACAAUCAAUCAUGUGAUAAAUUCUAUAAUAUUAUAUAUAAUAUCAUGUGUAUCAUUCAACUACCUCAAAUCAUUCAAUUUCAAAUAUUAGAUAAUGUUAUUGUAGAACUGUACAAAGAGUAUUAUCUAGCAUUGAAAGAGCUUACUCUUGAUAGUAUUGGUGGUACAGAGGCAACGUUGAUAGCAUGUAAGAGAUACCAAACACUAGCAUUGGUAUCAAAGACAUGGUUUAGAUUCAUACAUCCUCAUCAAAAGAUUGCUUACCUUUCUCGAAAUUAUCGGUUCAUGGAUGACCUAGUAAACUCUAUUGAUUGUGAUAUUGACGAUGAAGAGGAAAAAGCCAAUGACAAUACAAAUGCAUUAUAUAGUCCAACUAAUUUACAUAAUCACAUUAGAAAGUUGACAUUGGCAGUGACAAUUGAAAGACAACAAACAAGAUUCUUUUCAAUAUUGUCAGAUAUUGGUAGACACUUUCCAAGGAUCAAUUAUCUAACACUAGAUUAUCAAAAUGAAGAGGAUCUACCAGACCAUCAAGAAACCACCAUUGAAAUGAUACAUAAUCAUCGUCAUCACACUGGUCGUGAACAUGUCAAAGAGUUUCUAGGUAGUAUUCCAUCGGGUAUACCGUUACAUAUCCAUUUCUAUGGUGACACUAGUGCAAAUAUACUGUCUCAAUUGACGACACUAAACACCACCAACCAUCAUGAUGGUAACAUUUUGAUUGAUCGAUUGACAAUCAAUUGUUAUACUAUUGAUAAAGAGUUGGAUCUACCGACACUGGUCGAUCAGUUUGGUAUUGGUAAACUGAGGUUUCAGUAUGGUGAUCGUGAUGAACUCGAUGGGUUGGGACCUUCCGACAUCAAUUAUCCUCUCUUGACAGGUAUCGAAGAGAAUCUAAUUGCAAGGGACCAAUUUAGACACAUACACACUUUGUCAUUUAGAACACCUAUUCCAUGGUCAUCUGCAAGACAAUUAUUCAAUACUACAACAAUCGAGAAUUUAGAGUUGUCAUUAUCAUUUUUUGAAUUAGUUCCACCAUCCUAUAUUCAACAUUUCAUUCAAAGUCUACAGGAAAACUGUCAAGAUACUUUUGAAGCACUACAACAAAAUACAACUGUCAAGAAACUCGUUCUACAAUUUCAUCCAUUUAUCUCUAGUGGAUUAAGACAUUUUGGUUGGUCAAAUGUGUACAUACGGUAUAAAGAGGAAUCGAAUAAUGCAAUGUUAACUAUUAGCAAAUUGAUUGGUGAAAAUAGAUCGAUAGAGUCGCUGUCAUUGGUUGGAUUUCCAAUAUUCAAUCAAUUCUCAAUUGAAAAUAUAAUCAUUCAUCAAAAAAUGACAUCUCUAUCGCUUUCACAUAUUCCAGAACCCAAUUCAAUCAAUUUGCUAGAGAGAGCAUUCAAAUCGGUAAAAGAAUCAACCAACAACGAUCGAAAGAGUCAAAUCAAACACCUCUAUUUAAAUUGCACACAAUUUAUGAAAUCAGAGUGUCAAGAAUGGUUAUUCACCAUCAAGAAUCUAGUGUUUAGACAACCUCAAAUCAAAAGUGUCGUUUUAUAUGUCGACGGAAAGGAAAUGCCAGCCAAAUGUGACCGUCCAUCUCUGCCACGAGUCAGAUACAUUGAUGCACGACACAAGACCAAACAAACAAAAAAUGAUAAAAGAAGUUAUGUUCAUCAUUCAAUCUCCAUGUCUCAUUCUUGGGAAUCAAACUCUCUUAAAAUAAUUAGAAAUCUUCCAAAUCAUUUCUUUUAA
Cavenderia fasciculata is the source of this 1863-nucleotide messenger RNA. RefSeq lists its product as uncharacterized. The transcript is spliced from 2 exons. NCBI's taxonomy places the organism in Eukaryota, Evosea, Eumycetozoa, Acytosteliales, Cavenderiaceae. The record is from RefSeq and is a predicted model, not a curated record. Bases 1 to 1863 code for a protein of 620 amino acids.